AGGGAACAGACAGGACGGCGGCAGAGAAGGCCACUGGGCAGUGGGAGAGAUGGCGACGGGCGCGGAUGUGCGGGACAUCCUGGAGCUGGGUGGUGUGGAGUCGGAGAACACGGGCACCAUCAACAAAAAAGAUAUCAUCAACUCAGAUAAGAAAAAAUCCAAGAAAUCUUCAGAGACAUUGACGUUUAAGAGGCCAGAAGGAAUGCACAGAGAAGUUUAUGCACUCCUCUACUCUGACAAAAAGGAUGCGCCUCCACUGCUGCCAAGUGAUACAACUCAGGGUUAUCGAACAGUCAAAGCAAAACUGGGAUCCAAGAAAGUCCGGCCUUGGAAGUGGAUGCCUUUCACCAAUCCAGCAAGAAAAGAUGGAGCAAUGUUCUACCACUGGAGGAGAGCAGCAGAGGAAGGGAAAGACUACCCUUUUGCCAGGUUCAAUAAGACAGUGCAGGUACCUGUCUACUCAGAGCAGGAAUACCAGAUGUAUCUCCAUGAUGAUGCGUGGACCAAAGCUGAGACAGACCAUCUCUUUGACCUGGCUCGGCGUUUUGAUCUGCGCUUUGUGGUGAUUCACGACCGCUACGAUCACCAGCAGUUCAAGAAAAGAUCAGUGGAGGACUUGAAGGAAAGGUAUUAUCACAUCUGUGCCAAGCUGGCUAAUAUUCGUGCAGCUCCAGGCACAGACCUGAAAAUCCCAGUGUUUGAUGCUGGCCAUGAGAGGCGAAGGAAGGAACAACUGGAAAGGCUGUACAAUAGAACACCAGAGCAGGUGGCAGAAGAAGAAUACCUCAUCCAGGAGCUCCGCAAAAUCGAAACCAGGAAGAAAGAGAGAGAGAAGAGAACUCAAGACCUGCAGAAGCUCAUCACAGCUGCUGACACCACCACUGAGCAGAGACGUGCCGAACGCAAGGCUCCCAAGAAGAAGCUGCCACAGAAGAAGGAGACAGAAAAGCCUGCUGUUCCUGAGACUGCUGGCAUCAAGUUUCCUGACUUCAAAUCUGCAGGUGUCACACUACGAAGCCAGAGGAUGAAACUGCCAAGCUCGGUGGGACAGAAGAAGAUUAAAGCCCUGGAGCAGAUGCUGAUGGAACUCGGAGUAGAUCUCAAUCCAAUGCCCACGGAGGAGAUUGUGCAGAUGUUCAACGAGCUGCGGAGUGACCUGGUGCUGCUCUAUGAGCUGAAACAAGCCUUUGCCAACUGCGAAUAUGAGCUGCAGAUGUUACGGCACCGCUAUGAGGCCCUGGCCAAAGCUGGUAGUAUUGGUCCCCUCACUGCAGAAGGUGCCCAUCCAGAUGGCCAGGCAGGGCUCGGCAUCGAAGAGGUCAAGGGAGAUACCAAGGACCAGAUCAUUGAUGUAGUAGGAGCACCACUGACCCCCAACUCGGUGAGAAGGAAGGUUGUGGCGGCAGAACAGGGAGCACUCAGGUCUCCGACGCAGAUGCCCUGA
This is a messenger RNA of Nestor notabilis (Kea), 1444 nucleotides long. RefSeq names its product DNA methyltransferase 1 associated protein 1 (gene DMAP1). Gene Ontology annotation, biological process: chromatin remodeling; DNA repair; negative regulation of transcription by RNA polymerase II. The coding region runs from base 50 to 1444 and encodes 464 amino acids. Gene Ontology annotation, cellular component: NuA4 histone acetyltransferase complex; Swr1 complex; nucleus. Gene Ontology annotation, molecular function: transcription corepressor activity. The transcript is spliced from 9 exons. The record is from RefSeq and is a predicted model, not a curated record. NCBI's taxonomy places the organism in Eukaryota, Metazoa, Chordata, Aves, Psittaciformes, Psittacidae.